GAGUGAAGACGUCGAGUCUUUGAAAGCGCAAAAUUAUUCACACAGAAAAUCAAAAUAAUUAAAAAAAAGUGAGUGAAAAAAAAUUAAUUAAUACACAAAAACAUCUAAAAAGAAGGAAAAAAAAUCCUGAAGUGGAAAAUAUUAAAAAAAAAUAAAUUAAAAUAAAAACAGUGAAAAAAUAAAAUAAAAUGAAACAAAAUUUAGAAGACAUGAAUAAAAAAUAUAUUACUAAAGAAUUCAUGGAGCAACAUCAAAUUAAUCAUCCAAUGACACCUCCGGCAUCGCCUCCUCUGGAUACAAGCCAGGGAUCUCUAAAGAAUUUGUCAGAAUGUGAAUUAAAGCGGAAAAUUUCUGAAAUGACAUCGGGUCUCGGUGUGACAACUCCCAAUCCCUCAGACAGCGAAGAUGAAAGCGGUUUGCCACCACGGAAGCGUAUGCAAGUGCGCGAUCCACGUACUUUCACACCGCCACCAACGUCGCCAGCCAGCUUGCCCGAAAGUGGAUUUUUCAGUGAUGACGAAAGCAAUUUGAGCAAUCAACAGGAAGAGAUGACGCGAAAAAUUGAAAAAGUUUUGGCGGACAAUGAAAAGGCGUUGCAAGCGAAUCCUUUGCCAAAAAUCAUCUCAAGUAGAGUACAAAGUGUCGCUCCAGCGACAGAGAGACCGAGUGUCAUCAUGAAAGCAAACAAAGACGGCACCACGACAACUUUCACCGAUUUGUGGAACAAAACGGCGGACCAUCACGAAAAUUUGUACCAAAAUUUAAAACUCAAACGGAAUCGUCGCAGCAGUGACAGCAUCUCCAGUGUCAGUAGUCUCGAUGAAAAAUUAGUUGUAAAGCACGAAAAUGCUCCCGUUAUCGAAAUGCCGUCAGUAACUACCCCAAAGCCAGUUCCUGUCAUGGCGGCGUCACCUUUACCCCUCAUCGCUCCCAAAAUCCCGCCCGGCCAACGAGUUUUUCUCGCACCCACAACCACUCCCUUCAUGUCGGGCAACAGUUUUAUCAUUCUAACGCAACCGGCACCCAUCCAAGUCAAUCUCACAAAACCCGCAGCACCACCAACAAAAACAUCUCCAGCCGCCACCCAAGAACGUCGUCGAAUUUUCGAGUGCGAUCAUCCAAAUUGCGGCAAAAAUUACUUCAAAUCGAGUCACUUGAAGGCGCAUCAACGCAUUCACACCGGCGAAAAACCCUUCAUUUGCAAGUGGGAAGACUGUCAUCGUCGGUUUUCGCGUUCCGACGAGUUGUCGCGCCACAAGCGGACGCAUACGGGCGAGAAAAAAUUCCAAUGCAGCAUUUGCGAACGGCGUUUCAUGCGAAGUGAUCACUUGUCGAAGCACGUUAAGCGACAUGCGAAAGACAAAAGCGGAAACGCGAGCAGAAUUCAAAUUGCGACAAUCAAUCAGCAGCAGCAGCAUCAACCGACAGCGACAUUCCUUCCCAUACAAUUUCAACUGCAAUCACCGAUAAAGGCGUAAAAAGACAUUCCAGUUAAUUUUUUUAGUGGGGGGAUGUUCGUUCAAUAUUUUUUUUAAGGGAUAGAUUUUAAUUUAAAAAUUCUAGUCAUUUUUGUUAAUUUUUCUAUAGAAAUUGAUAUUCAUUUCUUUUGUUAUAAAAAAAAAAUAAAUUAAUCGUAAAUUCUGUUAAAACUUUUUCAACAUAAAUUAAUUAUAAGAUUGAAAUCUGUGAUCUUUCAUUUUUAAGGUAAUUUGUAAAAAAAAAUAUUUCUAUGAAAAAAAAACUUUUCUCAUGAAGAUAAGAAAAAUACAUGAAAAAAAAUGAAUUACA
Molecule: messenger RNA, 1788 nt
Organism: Culicoides brevitarsis
Lineage: Eukaryota; Metazoa; Arthropoda; Insecta; Diptera; Ceratopogonidae
Gene: cbt
Product: Krueppel-like factor luna
Exons: 2
Coding region: 189-1478 (429 amino acids)
Biological process (GO): regulation of transcription by RNA polymerase II
Molecular function (GO): DNA-binding transcription factor activity, RNA polymerase II-specific; RNA polymerase II cis-regulatory region sequence-specific DNA binding
Source: RefSeq, a predicted model, not a curated record